Messenger RNA from Xenopus laevis (African clawed frog), 676 nucleotides. It is a transcript of the gene fhit.S, whose product is annotated as fragile histidine triad S homeolog. Gene Ontology annotation, biological process: intrinsic apoptotic signaling pathway by p53 class mediator; purine nucleotide metabolic process; diadenosine triphosphate catabolic process. NCBI's taxonomy places the organism in Eukaryota, Metazoa, Chordata, Amphibia, Anura, Pipidae. The record is from RefSeq and is marked predicted. Gene Ontology annotation, cellular component: cytoplasm; plasma membrane; nucleus. Gene Ontology annotation, molecular function: adenylylsulfatase activity; catalytic activity; bis(5'-adenosyl)-triphosphatase activity.
GGAAAUACUUGGGCUACAUCAUUGUACAACAGACCAUUCUAUAAAGAAACACACUAGUGUUUUGUUAAAGCUUUGCACUCUUGUUGCUAUAUUUUGCAAUGACCUUAAGGUUUGGCCAACACCUUAUCAAACCGUCAGUUAUUUUCUUUAGAUCUGAACUUUCUUUUGCUCUGGUGAACAGAAAGCCAGUGGUGCCUGGUCAUGUUCUUGUCUGUCCACUCCGUCCAGCAAACCGCUUCCGAGAACUAAGGCCAGAAGAAGUCAGUGACCUGUUUACGACUGUCCAGAAAGUGGCCAGUGUAGUGGAAUCCCAUUUUGGUGGUACCUCCCUCACUAUCUCUAUCCAAGAUGGUCCAGAAGCAGGACAAACUGUUAAGCAUGUCCAUGUGCACAUCCUUCCCCGGAGAGCAGGAGAUUUUAAAAGGAAUGAUCAGAUUUAUGAGGAGCUGCAGGACCAUGACAAAGAAGAGAAGGACACUCCAGAUAAAUGGAGAUCUGAAGAAGAGAUGGAAAAAGAGGCAACUGCACUCAGGAAAUGCUUCUAGUUAGGCCUUUUAGAUGCUUGUAGGAUUGGGUUUUUUUUUUCCAGCUGUUUAACUAUGAUUUAGCCAAUAAUUUAAAUAUUACACUAUCUAGCUAACUGUUUGAACUCAAAAUAAACUGUGUAAAAGUGAAA